Symbiodinium sp. CCMP2456 is the source of this 911-nucleotide messenger RNA. The record is from the annotation of a GenBank genome assembly. NCBI's taxonomy places the organism in Eukaryota, Dinophyceae, Suessiales, Symbiodiniaceae.
ACCCGAUCCCGGCAGAGCAGGAAGACCCAGUUUUGGAAGCCGCCACGGCCCCUGAAGUGGCAUCCCCGGCAUCCCCAGCAGAACAGCUAGCGCAGCAGCUCCGAGACCUCGCAGCACGCAUCAGCAGUGGCAAGGCAAGCGAGCUAGGAGUUCAGAGAGCAUUGUUGCGUCCGAAUUCCAUUGACUUCGACGAACUCUUCAACAAAGUACUACCCGCCAGCAGUUCAGACAUGCCGCCACCUCCCGUACCACAAAAGGCUGUGUCGACGAUCCCUAACCCGAUGCUCGAGGCCCCAGCUGCUGCAAACUACUUUGCUUCACCCUUCCCGACUCCGCGCGACGACCCAGAAGAGUCCAAGCCAAAAGCUCUGCAGCAGGCAGAGAUCCAGACCGGAGUUCCGGCCGACUCGCAGCAGCAGCAGAUCCAGACCGGAAUUCCACCUGAGCAGCAGCAGGAGCCACAGCCAAUGGAGACCGGAAUUCCAAACGAGAUUUCGCAGCAGCAGCCGGUGGAGACCGGAGUUCCAAACCAGGUUUCGCAGCAGCAACAGAAGCCACAGCCGAUGGAGACCGGAGUUCCAACAGCUUUGCAGCAGCAGCAGAUCCAGACCGGAGUUCCACCCGAGGCUUUGCAGCAGCAGCAGAUCCAGACCGGAGUUCCACCCGAGGCUUUGCAGCAGCUACAGAAGCCACAGCCGAUGGAGACCGGAGUUCCAACAGAGACUUUGCAGCAGCAGCAGACCCAGACCGGAGUUCCACCUGAGUCUUCGCAGCAGCAACAGAUCCCGACCGGAGUUCCACCCCAGGCUUCAGAGCAGCAGAUCCAGACCGGAGUUCCACCCGAGGCUUCGCAGCAGGGUCCACAGCCGAUGGGUGUCGGAGUUCCACCUCAGUCUUCGCAGCAGACCGGA